AUGGAGGGACUGGAGAAACAGAGUAUAUGGGAACAAAUGAAGGAAAUUGUGAUGUUCACGGGACCUGCUACAGGGCUUUGGCUAUGUGGGCCAUUAAUGAGUCUUAUUGACACUGCAGUUAUUGGUCAAAGAAGCUCUCUUGAGCUUGCUGCUCUAGGUCCAGGGACAGUGAUAUGUGAUUAUACAAGUUAUUUGUUUAUGUUUCUCUCAAUUGCUACAUCAAAUCUGGUUGCCACUUCUCUCGCUAGACAGGAUAAAAAGGAAGUCCAGCAUCAAAUAUCUAUACUUCUCUUUGUUGGGUUGACUUGUGGCUUCUUGAUGCUCUUUUAUACAAAAUUCUUUGGGCCAUGGGCACUAACCGGGCCUAAGAACUUGGAUAUUGUGCCUGCAGCGAAUACAUAUGUUCAGAUCCGAGCCUUGGCCUGGCCUGCAGUUCUUGUUGGAUGGGUUGCUCAAAGUGCCAGUCUUGGCAUGAAAGAUUCCUGGGGACCUUUAAAGGCUUUGACAGUUGCCACUGUUGUAAAUGGUAUUGGUGAUGUUGUCCUCUGCAUCUUCUUAGGCUAUGGCAUUGCUGGGGCAGCAUGGGCAACAAUGGUAUCACAAGUUAUUGCAGCUUAUAUGAUGAUUGAAGCACUGAACAAGAAAGGAUACAAUGCAUUUGCCUUCUCUGUUCCAUCACCAAAUGAAGUCUUGACAAUACUUGGACUUGCUGCUCCAAUAUUCGUGGCAUUUUGGGCGCUUGUUACAUAUUUUGCUACAUCUAUGGGCGCUCAUGUCGUGGCCGCUCAUCAGGUGUUCCGAAAGGUCUGUCUUAUGAAACAGGCACGGAUGCUGCUAAGUUCACUUUUGAUAAUUGGAGCUACACUUGGCCUCGUUCUAGGGAUAGUUGGAACAUCUGUUCCUUGGUUGUUUCCUAAUAUCUUCACCCCCGACCAGACGGUUAUACAGGAGAUGCAAAUGGUUCUGAUACCUUACUUUAUAGCAUUAUCUGUGGCACCCAGCACUCAUAGCCUUGAAGGAGCAAUGCUGCUUGCAAGAAAUGGAGGGUAUGGUUUGCCGGGCUGCUGGUGUGCACUUGUAGGAUUUCAAUGGGCUCGAUUUUUCUUUAGUCUACAACGUCUUUUGUCUCCUGAUGGCAUUCUUUACUCCGAAGACUUGAGCCGUCUUCGUGUACUUUUGGCAAUUGAGUUUUUGAGGAAAAUUUUAAAGGAAAAUGCGAAGGAAAUGGAAGGAUCUGGGAAGCCAGCUCUAUCUUUAGUUUCACCUGACUCUCACAGUUCUCUUUCGCAUCCAGGUUCACUCGUUGUUAAAUCAAGAAGUAGACUUCUAGCACCUUGCAUUAGCCCUGCCCAAGAAUCCGGAAACAAUUCUGUGACUGAAAAUGAAAGUGGUACCGAUUCGGUUUCAGAACUUAAAGAAGAAACAGAAAGGGAGGUGACUAGAGAGGUUCUGGGGAAUCAGAGUAUGUGGGCGCAAAUGGAGGAGAUUAUGAAGUUCACAGGACCUGCUAUUGGACUGUGGAUAUGUGGGCCAUUGAUGAGUCUCAUUGACACUGCAGUUAUUGGUCAAGGAAGCUCUAUUGAGCUCGCUGCUUUAGGUCCCGGGACAGUUCUGUGUGAUGGUAUGAGUUAUUUAUUCAUGUUCCUUUCAAUUGCGACUUCGAAUAUGAUUGCCACUUCCCUUGCCGAACAGGACAAAAAUGAAGUGCAGCAUCAACUAUCUAUGUUGCUCUUUGUUGGGUUGACUUGUGGUUCUCUGAUGCUUUUUUUCACAAAGUUCUUUGGCCCAUCAGCAUUAACUGAUGCCGUGCCUUAUGAUAUUAGAGGUCAACCAACGGUUGACAAAUUUGCUUUCGUUUUCUGUUCAGCUUUCACAGGGUCAAAUAAUUUAGAUAUAAUUCCUGCAGCUAACACAUACGUUCAGAUUCGAGGAUUAGCAUGGCCUGCAAUUCUUAUUGGAUGGGUUGCUCAAAGUGCAAGCCUUGGAAUGAAAGAUUCGUGGGGACCAUUGAAGGCGUUGGCAGUUGCUAGUGCUGUAAAUGGCAUUGGUGAUAUAGUCCUAUGCAGAUUUCUUGGCUAUGGUAUAGCUGGCGCAGCAUGGGCAACAAUGGCAUCACAAAUUAUUGCAGCUUUUAUGAUGAUUGAUUCACUGAACAAGAAAGGAUACAAUGCAUAUGCAAUCUCUGUUCCUUCGCCUAAUGAACUUAUGAUGAUAUUUAAGAUUGCUGCUCCAGUGUUUAUUGUGAUGAUGUCAAAGGUUGCUUUCUAUUCUCUCAUCGUAUAUUUUGUUACAUCUAUGGGCACCCUCACCUUGGCCGCACAUCAGGUCAUGAUUCAAGCACUCUUCAUGUGCACAGUUUGGGGCGAGCCUCUUUCUCAAACUGCACAAUCAUUUAUGCCUGAGUUUAUGUAUGGAAUCAAUCGAAGUUUGGAAAAGGCUCGAACUUUGCUGAAAUCACUGGCGAUCAUUGGAACAAUACUUGGACUGGUAUUAGGGAUCGUGGGAACAUCUGUUCCUUGGUUAUUCCCCAACAUCUUCACACAUGAUCAGAAGAUCAUACAGGAGGUCAACUGUAGCAAUUUCUCUGUGACUGAAUAUCGCAUAUAUGCACAAAGUGCUCAUACCAUUUUUCUUGCAAUAGCUGUGACUCCCUGCACUCUUAGCCUUGAAGGAACACUGCUGUCUGUUUCUAUGCUGGUGGUGAAGUCUGUUCAUGUUGUUGUGGCAUUGCGCUUAAUAACGCGGAAUUUGUUUGAAUAUGAAGGGUGGAUGGGUGGCACAUAA
Dovyalis caffra is the source of this 2784-nucleotide messenger RNA. Lineage: Eukaryota; Viridiplantae; Streptophyta; Magnoliopsida; Malpighiales; Salicaceae. The record is from the annotation of a GenBank genome assembly.